AUGAUAUUGGACGAUUCCCUUGAAAAACCUCCUGAAUGGUUUAUAACUUACUCCGCUGCAUUUUUUUAUUCUACCGCGUCAAUUUUCUUGAUACUCUUCCCAUUUUAUGCGUACGUAUUCAAAAUUAAUCGAACACAGGAUGAAGCGGACGUUACUGUUUCCGACAGUGAAUCAUUUUUAUCAAGUGACAAGGAACAUUUACUUUAUGUUCCUGUCAACAAUAUUCUUCGCGUUCUUUGUCAUCAGCUUUUCUCGAGUCUACAUAAUUUUUGCAAUUCGCGCCAUGUUAUAUGUUCUCUACAUAACUACGCAAGUGUUCUCCUUUUUGACUUUCUUACUGUCGCUCCAACGAUUGAUACUAUAUUUUUCUCCAGCAAGUGAGAAAUAUGUAAUAAAAGUUCAGAAGAACUUACGUUUUUGGAUUUUAUAUGCCAUUUAUGUUGUCAAGGACCUUCCAAUUGCAAUGGUAGAAGUCUUUGAAAUAAGUAUUCAAGAAACUUAUAUUAUCUUUUUAAUAACUUUUAAUCUAUUUUCUGUACUUUCGGCAAUACUACAUAUUCCAAUGUACUUGAGCGUAAAGAAGCUGGCCCAUUUAGCAUCAGUUAAGAGUAAUACACCUCAGAGGUUCAUUAUCUGGCAAACAAUGACUGUUAUUUAUAUUCCAAUUUUUAUUGCGUUUUUAUUGGGUGAAAUUAGUUUAUUGUAUAUGAUUGUUGCUACAACAGUUAUUGAUAUAAUGGUGAAUCCCUUGAUAGUUGGAAUAUCUUAUAUUGGAUGCAACAAGCGGAACAUGAAAACUUUGUUCACGGCGCUCAGUUUCAGGAAGUUUGUCAGAGUAUUGUUUAAUGUAAACGAAGAAGUUGGUGUUGAAUCGCAGCGGUUCUAA
Messenger RNA from Caenorhabditis elegans, 886 nucleotides. The record is from the annotation of a RefSeq genome assembly. Lineage: Eukaryota; Metazoa; Nematoda; Chromadorea; Rhabditida; Rhabditidae.